CAGGCUCAUUGGUAUGUGUCAAAGCACGAUCGCUUUUCGUGCGUGACAUUGGCGAAAAGUCCCUUUUCCCUUGCAAAAUAACUUCUAAAGUUAACAAUGGCAGAGGAAGCGAAGCCAGAUAGAGUCGUCAUUAUAGCUGUGGACGGCAGUGACCAUGCUUGGAGGGCUUUUGAAUUCUAUAUCAGUGCCAUUCACCAAUAUGGGGACAAGGCGAUUCUUCUUCAUGCAUUUGAGCUUCCUCCUCUACCAUACUCCUCUGGGCCAUGCUGUAAGAAAGCGCUUCAGCGAACAGAAGAAGGGGAGGGAGAAUUAGAUGAUGUUGUGUUUGCAUACUAUGAGGAAUGGAGUGCAAUGGUUAAGGAGACACGGGAGCAACAUGAGGCCAUGUUAAGAAGUUAUGAAGACAUAUGUAAAGAUAAGAAACUGCACUAUGAGAUCAUGAUGGUAGUAGGUAAACCUGCAGGAGAUGUCAUCUGCCAGGUGGCACGCGAUGUAUCCGCAAAUUUGAUUGUGCUUGGGACCAGGGGUCAGGGCAUGAUUCGGCGGACAAUUCUUGGCAGUGUGAGUGAUUACGUUGUUCAUCAUUCGCACUUACCUGUUGCAGUUAUACCUGCCCCCCAAGAGCCGGAGCAGCAGGCCUAGCCUACAUAGAUAUUAGAGCCAUUGCAUCCCACUUAUGUGUAUAUCUAUACUUUAUGGCUUGUCAAACAUGUCUAUAUAUAGUCUCAUGUACUAUAAGCUAGUGUGCCAAUACUAGGCCUACAACCAAAGAAAACCAAAAAAAAUAAAA
Nematostella vectensis (starlet sea anemone) is the source of this 790-nucleotide messenger RNA. Its product is annotated as universal stress protein Slr1101. NCBI's taxonomy places the organism in Eukaryota, Metazoa, Cnidaria, Anthozoa, Actiniaria, Edwardsiidae. The record is from RefSeq and is a predicted model, not a curated record. The coding region runs from base 97 to 642 and encodes 181 amino acids. The transcript is spliced from 5 exons.